Molecule: messenger RNA, 1329 nt
Organism: Parathielavia appendiculata
Lineage: Eukaryota; Fungi; Ascomycota; Sordariomycetes; Sordariales; Chaetomiaceae
Exons: 8
Coding region: 1-1329 (442 amino acids)
Biological process (GO): positive regulation of cytoplasmic translation
Cellular component (GO): cytoplasm
Molecular function (GO): zinc ion binding; translation regulator activity; single-stranded RNA binding
Source: RefSeq, a predicted model, not a curated record
AUGUCUUGGGACAACACAAACUCUGGCUGGGGUGGCGGCAGUGCCACCACCGCUGACGAUGCCUGGGGCGCCGCUGCUGAUUCUGGUUGGGACAACAACGCUGCCAGCGGCGAUAACGACAAUGGCGACGGCGCUUGUCGUUUGUGUAACGAAGAGGGUCAUUUGGCGCGUGAUUGCCCCAGCGCUCCCCCCAAGAAGUGCAAGGGGUGCGAGUCUACCGAUCAUCUCGUCAAAGAUUGCCCCAACCGUGUUUGCAAGAAUUGCGGCGAGGCCGGGCACACCGUUUCUGCCUGCGACGGCGCUCGCAAGAUUGACCGCAGCCACCUGCAGGACAUGAAGACUGAGGAUGCCUGGGCCCUCAUCAACCGCGCCGUCAAUGAGCGUGACAUUGAUGAUGUCAAGGAGGCCAUCCAGACCUAUGUCAAGUCGGCCCCCAACACAACCUAUGCUGAGCUGGAGCGCACAUUCCGCGACCAGAGCGUCCCCCUCUGGCUGAUUGCCAUCGAGAAACCCCUGGCGGACACCUUCACCAACAUGGACCUUCAGGGUAACCUGAAAAAGAAGUACACCGUCACGUACCGGUUCCAGUGGAACCCUCCGCGCCCUCGCGAUCGCGAGCUCUGGCCUAACAAUGUCGAUGAAAACAUCGAGCGCCUCAAGGAUGCUGGCGAGGUCGUUUAUGGCGGUCUGCCCAAGUGCAGAAAUUGUGACCAGGUCGGACACAUUGCCAAGAGCUGCCCUGAGGAGAAGGUCGAGAAGGUCAAUACCGGUGUGAUCAUUUGCUUCGCGUGCCAAAAGGAAGGACAUCGCCGGAGAGAUUGCCCUGAGCCGCGUGUCGACAAGUUCGCCUGCAAGAACUGCGGUCAGAGCGGACAUAAGGCUGCUGACUGUACUGAACCGCGUUCGGCCGAGGGUGUUGAGUGCCGCAAGUGCAACGAGACCGGCCACUUCGCGAAGGAUUGCCACUCGGGUGGCGGUGACCUUGCUUGCUUCAACUGCGGCCAGCCUGGCCAUUCCAAAACCCAGUGCACCGAGCCUCGCAACCUUGCCAACGUCCAGUGCAGAAAUUGUGACAUGUACGGGCACACCGGACGCGACUGUCUUCAACCUCGCAACUGGUCCCGUGUCAAGUGCUCUAACUGCCAACAGAUGGGACACACGAAGGUUAGAUGCAAAGUUCCGCUGGCUCCUGAGGACGAUGGCGAUGCUGGCCACGGUGGUGGCGGCGCUGACAACGGCGGGUCCGGCGAUGGCGGCUUUGAGACGGGUGCCGGCAACGGCAACAAUGACGGCUGGAACACGGCCGCAACCGGCGGCGUCAACUGGUAG